AGAAGCGCUGCCGCCACCGCAUCGCGCAGCUCUUUGCCGUCGGAGCGCUUGUUUGCUGCCUCGUACUCCUCCAUUUAUCCGCCAUGAUAAGUGCCAGCCGAGCUGCAGCAGCCCGUCUCGUGGGCGCCGCAGCCUCCCGGGGCCCUACGGCCGCCCGCCACCAGGAUAGCUGGAAUGGCCUUAGUCAUGAGGCUUUUAGACUUGUUUCAAGGCGGGAUUAUGCAUCAGAAGCAAUCAAGGGAGCAGUUGUUGGUAUUGAUUUGGGUACUACCAACUCCUGCGUGGCAGUUAUGGAAGGUAAACAAGCAAAGGUGCUGGAGAAUGCCGAAGGUGCCAGAACCACCCCUUCAGUUGUGGCCUUUACAGCAGAUGGUGAGCGACUUGUUGGAAUGCCGGCCAAGCGACAGGCUGUCACCAACCCAAACAAUACAUUUUAUGCUACCAAGCGUCUCAUUGGCCGGCGAUAUGAUGAUCCUGAAGUACAGAAAGACAUUAAAAAUGUUCCCUUUAAAAUUGUCCGUGCCUCCAAUGGUGAUGCCUGGGUUGAGGCUCAUGGGAAAUUGUAUUCUCCGAGUCAGAUUGGAGCAUUUGUGUUGAUGAAGAUGAAAGAGACUGCAGAAAAUUACUUGGGGCACACAGCAAAAAAUGCUGUGAUCACAGUCCCAGCUUAUUUCAAUGACUCGCAGAGACAGGCCACUAAAGAUGCUGGCCAGAUAUCUGGACUGAAUGUGCUUCGGGUGAUUAAUGAGCCCACAGCUGCUGCUCUUGCCUAUGGUCUAGACAAAUCAGAAGACAAAGUCAUUGCUGUAUAUGAUUUAGGUGGUGGAACUUUUGAUAUUUCUAUCCUGGAAAUUCAGAAAGGAGUAUUUGAGGUGAAAUCCACAAAUGGGGAUACCUUCUUAGGUGGGGAAGACUUUGACCAGGCCUUGCUACGGCACAUUGUGAAGGAGUUCAAGAGAGAGACAGGGGUUGAUUUGACUAAAGACAACAUGGCACUUCAGAGGGUACGGGAAGCUGCUGAAAAGGCUAAAUGUGAACUCUCCUCAUCUGUGCAGACUGACAUCAAUUUGCCCUAUCUUACAAUGGAUUCUUCUGGACCCAAGCAUUUGAAUAUGAAGUUGACCCGUGCUCAAUUUGAAGGGAUUGUCACUGAUCUAAUCAGAAGGACUAUCGCUCCAUGCCAAAAAGCUAUGCAAGAUGCAGAAGUCAGCAAGAGUGACAUAGGAGAAGUGAUUCUUGUGGGUGGCAUGACUAGGAUGCCCAAGGUUCAGCAGACUGUACAGGAUCUUUUUGGCAGAGCCCCAAGUAAAGCUGUCAAUCCUGAUGAGGCUGUGGCCAUUGGAGCUGCCAUUCAGGGAGGUGUGUUGGCCGGCGAUGUCACGGAUGUGCUGCUCCUUGAUGUCACUCCCCUGUCUCUGGGUAUUGAAACUCUAGGAGGUGUCUUUACCAAACUUAUUAAUAGGAAUACCACUAUUCCAACCAAGAAGAGCCAGGUAUUCUCUACUGCCGCUGAUGGUCAAACGCAAGUGGAAAUUAAAGUGUGUCAGGGUGAAAGAGAGAUGGCUGGAGACAACAAACUCCUUGGACAGUUUACUUUGAUUGGAAUUCCACCAGCCCCUCGUGGAGUUCCUCAGAUUGAAGUUACAUUUGACAUUGAUGCCAAUGGGAUAGUACAUGUUUCUGCUAAAGAUAAAGGCACAGGACGUGAGCAGCAGAUUGUAAUCCAGUCUUCUGGUGGAUUAAGCAAAGAUGAUAUUGAAAAUAUGGUUAAAAAUGCAGAGAAAUAUGCUGAAGAAGACCGGCGAAAGAAGGAACGAGUUGAAGCAGUUAAUAUGGCUGAAGGAAUCAUUCACGACACAGAAACCAAGAUGGAAGAAUUCAAGGACCAAUUACCUGCUGAUGAGUGCAACAAGCUGAAAGAAGAGAUUUCCAAAAUGAGGGAGCUCCUGGCUAGAAAAGACAGCGAAACAGGAGAAAAUAUUAGACAGGCAGCAUCCUCUCUUCAGCAGGCAUCACUGAAGCUGUUCGAAAUGGCAUACAAAAAGAUGGCAUCUGAGCGAGAAGGCUCUGGAAGUUCUGGCACUGGGGAACAAAAGGAAGAUCAAAAGGAGGAAAAACAGUAAUAAUAGCAGAAAUUUUGAAGCCAGAAGGACAACAUAUGAAGCUUAGGAGUGAAGAGACUUCCUGAGCAGAAAUGGGCGAACUUCAGUCUUUUUACUGUGUUUUUGCAGUAUUCUAUAUAUAAUUUCCUUAAUUUGUAAAUUUAGUGACCAUUAGCUAGUGAUCAUUUAAUGGACAGUGAUUCUAACAGUAUAAAGUUCACAAUAUUCUAUGUCCCUAGCCUGUCAUUUUUCAGCUGCAUGUAAAAGGAGGUAGGAUGAAUUGAUCAUUAUAAAGAUUUAACUAUUUUAUGCUGAAGUGACCAUAUUUUCAAGGGGUGAAACCAUCUCGCACACAGCAAUGAAGGUAGUCAUCCAUAGACUUGAAAUGAGACCACAUAUGGGGAUGAGAUCCUUCUAGUUAGCCUAGUACUGCUGUACUGGCCUGUAUGUACAUGGGGUCCUUCAACUGAGGCCUUGCAAGUCAAGCUGGCUGUGCCAUGUUUGUAGAUGGGGCAGAGGAAUCUAGAACAAUGGGAAACUUAGCUAUUUAUAUUAGGUACAGCUAUUAAAACAAGGUAGGAAUGAGGCUAGACCUUUAACUUCCCUAAGGCAUACUUUUCUAGCUACCUUCUGCCCUGUGUCUGGCACCUACAUCCUUGAUGAUUGUUCUCUUACCCAUUCUGGAAUUUUUUUUUUUUUAAAUAAAUACAGAAAGCAUCUUGAUCUCUUGUUUGUGAGGGGUGAUGCCCUGAGAUUUAGCUUCAAGAAUAUGCCAUGGCUCAUGCUUCCCAUAUUUCCCAAAGAGGGAAAUACAGGAUUUGCUAACACUGGUUAAAAAUGCAAAUUCAAGAUUUGGAAGGGCUGUUAUAAUGAAAUAAUGAGCAGUAUCAGCAUGUGCAAAUCUUGUUUGAAGGAUUUUAUUUUCUCCCCUUAGACCUUUGGUACAUUUAGAAUCUUGAAAGUUUCUAGAUCUCUAACAUGAAAGUUUCUAGAUCUCUAACAUGAAAGUUUUUAGAUCUCUAACAUGAAAACCAAGGUGGCUAUUUUCAGGUUGCUUUCAGCUCCAAGUAGAAAUAACCAGAAUUGGCUUACAUUAAAGAAACUGCAUCUAGAAAUAAGUCCUAAGAUACUAUUUCUAUGGCUCAAAAAUAAAAGGAACCCAGAUUUCUUUCCCUAUUUCUGCUUUUCUGUCCUCAGUGUACUGGCUUGUCCCAAAUUCUCUGAUGUAGUUCUAAUAAUUAUCAUGUGCUGACAACCUGAGCAGAAAGGCAACUACAUCUUUAUUCAAUGUUAAGAUUUCCCAAAAGUCUUCCAGCACAUUUCCCUUAUGUUUCAUGGAUGAAUGUCAUAUGCCAUGUUCAAAAGAGUCUGUUAUCAAGAUGGGCUUAGAAUAUCAGACACAAUGGCUCCUUUUAUAAUGUUUUGUAAUAUGUAGAAAUGAGAUUACUGUAUUUCCAAAAAUCAGUAUAAGAAAUCAAUUUAAUUUGCAAGUAUGAAGGAAGUGAUUUAGACAACAUUUUUGGAAGAUUCAGUGCUUGUUAACACCCAUGUAAAAGAUUCUUGGGAUUCGUGAAAAAUUCUAGGCUCAGGUUUCCAACCACAUGAACACUCAAUGGGAACAUUGUAGGAUUAUGAAGGAUUGUUAUAUGGUGUGUUGGAAAAUAACUUUUAGCAUUUUUGGUUGGCCCUUGCCCACUGCCUCUACUGUCUCCUAAAGAUAACUUUAAAAGCCCUCCAGGAUUUCCAAAGUACUCCAGUUGAGAACUACUGGCUUAAUGCUAGUCAAGAUUCAUCCUUGGGAUCAGAGAGAGGAGCCAAAUGCCCAAGCAAAAUAUAUAUUUGAGUUCUAUUAGGAGGGAGAAGUUGCUUGGGUAUGGGUGGACACAGUAUUUCAGUCACCUAUCAGUAAAGCUAAUAGCAUAAAUAGCAAGAAGGUAUAUGGAGAUUUCCUACAGCCAAUAGGAUAUAUAUCUAGAAUAAGAUUUACUGUAAGAAAGAAACUGGCUCACAAUUAUGGAACCGAGGUCCCACCCACAGUCCACUGCUGGGAAAGCUGUUGGGGUAAAAUUUCAGUGACCAGGAACACAGUGGUGUCCUAGUCCGAGGUUAGAAGAAUAUGGAUGUCUUAGCUCUGGCAGUUCUAUAUAGGCCCUUAACUGAUUAGAUGAUGUCCACUCACAUCAAAGCAGAGCAAUCUCCAAUUCAAUACUAAUCUCUUCUGGAGAGAGACAAAUGUUUAACCCGUUAAAUGGCAUCAAUGGCUAAACUGACACAUAAAAUUAACUAUCACAAAAGGCAAAAA
Messenger RNA from Homo sapiens (human), 4404 nucleotides. It is a transcript of the gene HSPA9, whose product is annotated as heat shock protein family A (Hsp70) member 9. Gene Ontology annotation, biological process: response to toxic substance; response to folic acid; cellular response to interleukin-1. The record is from RefSeq and is marked reviewed. The transcript is spliced from 17 exons. Gene Ontology annotation, molecular function: ATP binding; ATP hydrolysis activity; enzyme binding. Gene Ontology annotation, cellular component: mitochondrion; cytoplasm; nucleolus. The coding region runs from base 84 to 2123 and encodes 679 amino acids. Lineage: Eukaryota; Metazoa; Chordata; Mammalia; Primates; Hominidae.